AUGCUUCAUUUUACUAAUUCACUUCAAAAAUUAUUGAGACGACUAAUGUUUACAUUGAGUGUUCCAAUCGUCGUUGCCGGAAUAUGGCUUUCACAGCGGGGAACAACUGAGUGCGAGAGGUUCCUGGAGAAACCUGAAAUCGCGCUGGGCGUUUUCCUGAUGCUGGUCUCACUGGCCGGCCUAAUCGGCGCGUGUUGUCGCGUGUCGUUGCUCCUGUGGAUCUACCUCUUCGUGAUGUUCAUCCUCAUCGUGCUUCUCUUCUACUUCACUAUCUUCGCAUUCGUGGUGACCAACAAGGGAGCUGGAGAGGCAACAUCGGGUAGAGGGUAUAAGGAGUAUAGGUUGGGUGAUUACUCCAACUGGUUGCAGAAAAGGGUUAGUAGUACCAAGAACUGGAAUAAGAUCAAGAGUUGUUUGAUGGACAGUAAGGUUUGUAAGUCUUUAAUUUAUGAUAAGGCUAACACCCAGGUUCAACAGUUCUAUCUCCGGCACUUGUCCGCCAUUCAGAGAAAGAAUAUGAGAAUCAGAACUCAAUUCAAUAAUAUUCACGAUGGUGUUACAUUCAAUUUAUAG
Messenger RNA from Cornus florida, 573 nucleotides. Its product is annotated as tetraspanin-8-like. Gene Ontology annotation, cellular component: plasmodesma; plasma membrane. Gene Ontology annotation, biological process: auxin-activated signaling pathway. The coding region runs from base 1 to 573 and encodes 190 amino acids. The transcript has 4 exons. Lineage: Eukaryota; Viridiplantae; Streptophyta; Magnoliopsida; Cornales; Cornaceae. The record is from RefSeq and is a predicted model, not a curated record.